CAACAAAAAAGAUCGAAAGAUAUGUAUCACAUGACACGUUGCAAUUAGAAGUUAGUAAUGGUUGUUACGAUUGAUGAAAAGAUCAUAACAGAGUAACAGAAUUGUGAUCUGAAGAAGAAGAAGAAGCAACAACUAUGGAGUCGUUUGAGGUGGAGGAGCAGUCAUAUCAUCAUCAUCAUUCUUCGAGCGCCGGACCUUUCGACGAUGACAAUAACAGCAACUACGGUGAAUAUGAAUCUCAUCACCAGUACGAUUAUGGAUCUGCAUUUCCGAAUAAUAAUCAUAAUUCCGACGAGGAUCAUCAUCACCUUAGUGUUGAUACCAAUAAUCAACAUUCUCCUCCUGUUUAUGGAUUUGGAGUUUCAACUCCUAAUGCUGAUUUUGUUACACCGUUCCAAACCACCGAAGCUGAUGAGGGAGUGUUCUCUUCUGAACCUGUUCUUCCUGAUCCUAUUCAAAUGCAAGAGGAAGGCUCUGCUAGACACGAAUGGCGAAGGAAAAAUGCCAUUCAUCUUGAGGAAAAGGAGAAAAAAGAAAAGGAAAUGAGAAAUCAGAUUAUAAAGGAAGCUGAAGACUUUAAGGAAGCUUUCUAUGCAAAAAGAAAACUCAAUUGUGAGACAAACAAACAGAACAACAGAGAAAAAGAAAAGUUAUACUUGGCCAACCAAGAGAAAUUUCACAAGGAAGCUGAUAAACAUUACUGGAAAGCAAUAGCUGAGAUCAUUCCUCGCGAGGUUCCUAAUAUCGAGAAGAGGAGAGGGAAAAAAGAAGCUGAUAAUAAACCUUCGGUUCAUGUUAUACAAGGUCCAAAGCCAGGGAAACCUACCGAUCUUUCUAGAAUGCGCCAAAUGAUUUUGAAGCUUAAACAGAACCCUCCAUCUCAUAUGAUGCCUCCCCCACCAAAAGAAGAAAAAGAUGCAAAAGAAAACAAAGAUGGCAAAGACACUAAAGAUGCAAAAAAGGAAGGGGAAAAUGACAAGGCAGAGAAACCAACUGCCGCUGCCACCGCAGAUUCUGCAGAAAAUAAGCCUACUACACCUACAAAAGAUGCUGCUGCUGCUACUAAUGGUGAAUCACAACAUCCUCCUGCAGCUGAGGGUGAGCAAGUGGCUAGUUCUGAGCCACCAGCUGCUUAGUGAUGAAGACCAUGCUUUAUUCUAUUUUCUUAGCAAUUCUUUUUUUCAUAUAUGCCUAUUCUUUUGACCUUUCUAUUCUUACAUUCAUUGAGAAUAAGUGAUGGCCAUAGGAAGAUACUUUGGACUUUGCAGCAUGGCCUGUUGAGAGCAUCAGUCUAAACUAUUGUCUUAGAUUUGUAGAGUUUAGAUGCAAAUCUUUUUGUUGUGAUUUUACUUUGGAAUUCUUUAUCAAAGUACAAUUUUUCUCCACUCUCUUAUCUUUUGCAUGUUUAUUUAAUUUAACUCUCAGCAACAGCCAACAAGCACCUAACAUUGCUGUUGUUAAUUCUGAUGUCUUGCUUGGCUCAGAUAAAC
Messenger RNA from Trifolium pratense (red clover), 1490 nucleotides. RefSeq names its product clathrin light chain 1-like. Bases 135 to 1136 code for a protein of 333 amino acids. Lineage: Eukaryota; Viridiplantae; Streptophyta; Magnoliopsida; Fabales; Fabaceae. Gene Ontology annotation, cellular component: plasma membrane; clathrin coat of coated pit; clathrin coat of trans-Golgi network vesicle. The transcript is spliced from 3 exons. Gene Ontology annotation, biological process: intracellular protein transport; clathrin coat assembly; clathrin-dependent endocytosis. The record is from RefSeq and is a predicted model, not a curated record. Gene Ontology annotation, molecular function: clathrin heavy chain binding; structural molecule activity.